AUGGGAGGGAUCAAUUCAAAGACAAUAUCCAAUUCGAUCAUUGCCAAACAAGUGAUUAGAAAUUAUCAUCAUAAUAACUCUGUCACCAAGAAUGAAAAUAUAAGUGUUGGAGGUAAAGACCUAUUAUCUGUAUUUUUAUUUGAUUGUGACAAUGCUCCACAUUACUCUAAUAAAGAUGUCAAGUCAUAUAUGAAUAAAAAAUUAAAAGCAAAGAUAUCAUAUGGAAAUAAUGAUGAAUCAAUAUUACAAGCACCAUUUAUAAAGAGACCAAGUUGGGAAAAGGGGUAUGUCCAAUUCCCAUUCAACGAGUUGGAAAAAAACAUACGAAUUGAUAUAGAGUCUUGUGAUGGUGACAGAAUUGGAUCUGCCACCAUUCCACUCGACCAAUACCAACCCAAUCAAUUACAUUCCAUCAAGUUGGAUACUACCAAUUCAAAAUUCAAAGAUGAUACAACUGUCAGUUUAUUAUUUUCAAAAGAUGAUUUAGAUGAAUUAGAUAUUGUUAAAUCUACAAGUAAAGGUAAAUCAAAAUCAAUUGUUUUUCAAGAUGCAAUUGAUUCAUUGGAUAAUGGAGAUGUUAUAUUUUAUGAUGGUGGAGAAUCACUUAUUAGUAAAUGGAUUAAAAAGAGAACAUGUAGACCGUAUUCACAUUGUGGCUUGGUUGUAAAGACAUUUCCCCAACGACAAAAGGGUGAGCCUGCACCCACUGAAAAGGAGUUGUUUGUGAUCGAGUCGGUACUAGGAUACGAUGGAAAGGAUCCAUUCCGUGAAUACGAUGUCUUGGCCGGUGUCAAUAUCUAUCCACUCAAGAAACGAUUGCUCGACUAUGAAGGUCCAAGUAUCUGGAGUCUCAAACAAAAGGUUCCAUUUACCGAAGACCAAAAGGAAGCAUUCAUGAUGAGUGUUUGGGAGUACCAUGGAAGACGUGUCAGUUUUGAUGUACUCAAUUCCAGUUUUAUUGCCAUGGGUUUCAACAACCUCAUUUUCGAAGGAAAGCGUGCCUUUUUCUGCUCGGAACUGGUUGCUCAAAUCCUUUUCAAUGCCAAUGCCCUUACAUCGGAAGAGGCCAAUCAAAAGGCUUCGGCUAUCGAUCCAGGACAACUCAGUGAAUUUGAUUGUUUUGGUGGUCAACAUCCUCGUUUAUUAAGACAUGAAAUUAAUAGUCAUCCAACUAAAAUUGAAUUAAGUCAUCAACAUAAGAAAUAA
Molecule: messenger RNA, 1206 nt
Organism: Cavenderia fasciculata
Lineage: Eukaryota; Evosea; Eumycetozoa; Acytosteliales; Cavenderiaceae
Exons: 4
Coding region: 1-1206 (401 amino acids)
Source: RefSeq, a predicted model, not a curated record